This is a messenger RNA of Perca flavescens (yellow perch), 1029 nucleotides long. RefSeq names its product protein FAM237A. NCBI's taxonomy places the organism in Eukaryota, Metazoa, Chordata, Actinopteri, Perciformes, Percidae. The coding region runs from base 98 to 589 and encodes 163 amino acids. The transcript has 3 exons. The record is from RefSeq and is a predicted model, not a curated record.
CUCGCAAAGGAGGGAGGCACUGACGUCAAUUGAUACCCAACAGAUAUUUACCAUACUCUAACCAACACUAGUCUUGUUAGUCGGCCCAGCUUUGGUGAUGCUCCCAGUACCCCUGAACAUAGCUGUGGCCACAGUGUUUGUGCUGAGCUGCAUGUGUGCCGUGCCGCUGCAGGGCCAGAAGCCGGCUCACGUCGACCCCCUGACGGCCCACCGGUCGAACCCGCAGUGCUGGGACUCCUCCUCGGCUCUGCUGCUGGAGAUGCGCUCCCCGAGGAUCGCUGACACGGUACCCGCUUUCUGGGACCUGAUGCUGUUCCUCAGGUCGUCAGACAACGGCAAACACACGGCGCUGUUCUGGGACCUGGCCCGGGUCUUCUGGGACCUCUAUCUAGACUGCGUGCUGUCCAGGAGUCACGGCAUGGGGCGGAGACACAUCACCGCUUUACACUCCCUCGUCACUGACAAGCCCUUCAGAUUCAACAGUUCAGGAGCAAACUCUCGUGCGUGGCUCAGUGUCAGAGUGAUGCCCAGAGGACACAUCAAGACCCUGAAGACCAAGCCUAAAUCCCACACACACUACCACAAAUAGUAUAUCAAAUAUUUAAAGUAUUUAACUAUAAUAUACUAACAGUUAAGCCUACUUAAAGGGUAUUGGUGGCUCGCAUGAGUUUUGUAGACAUAUUUUAUAAGUGAUAAUGCACAAUAAGGUGUCCUGAUAAAUAAACAUAACGCGCAUGGUGGAGGCCUCAGCUGAUGCUAUUAUUAUUGAUAUUAAGACACCUUGAGGUGUAUUAUGUCUUUAUAUCACAGUCCACAGAAAGGGAAAUUGUUAACUAAUUUAAAAAGUUAGUAGUUUGUUUAAUCCUUCAUCCAUGAGUGUUAACUGGUAACACUGCAUAAAUAACUGUAUUGUUGCUAUGGUUACCUGCAGUUCAAUUCACCUUUCACACUGAUUCCAAAUGGUGAUCAAACAUUUGAAUUGUAUUGUGUGUUUUAUUUGCUAUCAUAUGUUCCUAUAGGCUAUGUGAU